Molecule: messenger RNA, 867 nt
Organism: Closterium sp. Yama58-4
Lineage: Eukaryota; Viridiplantae; Streptophyta; Zygnematophyceae; Desmidiales; Closteriaceae
Source: the annotation of a GenBank genome assembly
AUGCUCCCCUGCAGUCGCAGGUUCAAGUCCCAGCUGUAUCAUCUCCCUAUUUGGCUGCAGAGGAGGAGGACUCGCAGAUUGAGGCGUCAUGGGACUCCUCUGAGGCUGCACAGGAGUCAACCGAGUCUGCAGCGGGUUCCUUUGAGGCGGAAGAAAUUUCGUACGAAGCUGCAGGAGGCAUCCAUUGAGGCUGCAGUUGAAUCUUCUGACAAGGACUUACAGGUGGAGUGUGAUGGGGUGAGCGUUUGCAGCAUUGUCGCCAGCAUGAUUAGCAUGGCGGACAGCAGCUGCAAUACGCUUCUCAGCAGCAGCUUCUGCAACGUGACGCGACUCUACAGCAGUCAAGAUUACGUGGACAACAGCAAAGCCUUACCCUGGGCAGCAGUGACCAGAGAGGCUGUCACUGCUGGUCACAGCAAGCUUAAGAAGUGCAACAAUGGUGACUUGGAGCGGGAACCCGACCAAGUCUUGAAGUCAGCAGCGACUACAGAGCUGGCUUCAAGCAAGCGCUCAGUCUCGAGAAUGGCGUUGGCUACCUUGAAGCUGCUGCCUACGCGCAUUCCCAAGCCUGGCAGCGCUCGUGCUCCUGCUUUGAAGGCCGUUGCUGCGAAUGAGAGGAAGGUGCUGCUUGGAUCUGUGUGUUCACGCAUUCCCAAACCCGGGAGCGCACGUGCUCCUGCUGUGAAGACCGUUGCAGUGGAGGAAAAGAAGGCUCUGCAUGGAUCUGUGUGCUCUGAGGAUGGUACGGGAUCCAAACAACAAACCAGGAGGCGACAGGAGAGAGUUGACAAUGUGAAGUCUGAGGGGAAGAAAGGCAAUGUGAGGGUGACAAGGGUGGCUGCAGUGAGGCCUCCCUGGCGGCCUUGA